AUGGACUAUUCCAGGAGUUCUCUUGCUCCCAAGUUCUCCAAGGAUCAACUAGAACUGGAUUCCAGGCAACAAUAUCGAAAUAUGAGCCCCCUCAGGUGUAAGGUUUACUGUUUGCUUUGGUCUCCAGAAGUCCAAUACCCUUUGAACACGUUGAAUGACGCGCGACACAGACACAACAAGGCGAUAUCCCUACCGGACUCGAGGUUUCGUUUUCAUAAGUUAAUCCGGUUUAUCGAAUCGUACGGGGCGAUAGCGGCAACCGUAUUCCGCUUCACCACAAACAAUGGAAAUCACACGCCUCCCGCGCUCAGCUCCUGUAAUCCCCUCGUUAUAGCCUCUCUUGUUAAUAUCCCAUUUCGGCUCUGCGAUCUAUAUCAUUAG
Messenger RNA from Nezara viridula (southern green stink bug), 381 nucleotides. NCBI's taxonomy places the organism in Eukaryota, Metazoa, Arthropoda, Insecta, Hemiptera, Pentatomidae. The record is from the annotation of a GenBank genome assembly.